Molecule: messenger RNA, 564 nt
Organism: Helicoverpa armigera (cotton bollworm)
Lineage: Eukaryota; Metazoa; Arthropoda; Insecta; Lepidoptera; Noctuidae
Gene: CSP12
Product: ejaculatory bulb-specific protein 3
Exons: 3
Coding region: 1-453 (150 amino acids)
Source: RefSeq, a predicted model, not a curated record
AUGAUGAAGUACAUAGCAUUAGCCAUGGUGCUACUAGUAUACUUGACUAUUCAGAGCAAUGCAGUGGAAACAUCGACGUAUACAACCAAGUAUGAUGGUAUAGAUUUAGAUGAGAUCCUCAAUAAUGAACGACUGCUGACUGGUUAUGUCAAUUGUCUGAUGGAUAAUGGACCUUGCACUGCAGACGGGAAGGAGUUGAAAAGAAAUCUCCCCGAUGCAAUUGAGAAUGACUGUAAGAAAUGUACGGACAGGCAGCGUGAAGGUGCAGACCGAGUAAUGCAUUACCUCAUCGAUCACAGACCCGAGGACUGGACCAAAUUGGAGAAAAAAUACAAUUCAGAUGGAAGUUACAAGAUGAAGUAUCUAUCUCGUAAACCAGCUGAAGACAGUAAGGAAACGAAUACUACAAAAUCUGAAGAAGAUACGAAGAAUGAAACCAAAGAAUCCAUAUAAGCGAAAUAUUUUAAUAAAUCUCCCACAACCGACAACAGAAUUGGCAACGGAUAAGAUACAUUGAUUUUAAGGAAGCAGCUUAUAAUAAUUAUAAUAUGUGUGAGCAAUAGA